Messenger RNA from Cyprinus carpio (common carp), 2101 nucleotides. RefSeq names its product FYN-binding protein 1. Lineage: Eukaryota; Metazoa; Chordata; Actinopteri; Cypriniformes; Cyprinidae. Gene Ontology annotation, molecular function: protein binding. The transcript is spliced from 18 exons. Bases 215 to 1960 code for a protein of 581 amino acids. Gene Ontology annotation, cellular component: plasma membrane. The record is from RefSeq and is a predicted model, not a curated record. Gene Ontology annotation, biological process: T cell receptor signaling pathway; integrin-mediated signaling pathway; protein localization to plasma membrane.
AAAGAAUAAGAGUGUGGUUUGAGCUGAUGUUAAAUCUGACCCCAGAUCAGGGGAUGCUCGAUAGUGAAACCCUGGUUACACCUCUUCCUUAUUAAAGUAAUGGAAACAUGCAUUUCCUCUGGGUGUAUUUGUGAUUCUCACCAUUUACAGAGUCACCGCACUCUUGUACACACACUUGUGUGCUGGCUGGGCCAAUUUCACUAAUGAACAAUCCAUGAUGUCUCAUUUUAAAUCUCUGGCUGGUGAAAGUACGUAUUCCCAAACUGCUAAGAACAAUCAAUUCGGCAGCGCCAGGAAUAAUGAGCAGAAUCCAGUGUUGAUGAUGGCGAAACUCAAACCUGUGGACAUGAAUAAAGGAGCAGGCUCCAAGCCUUUGCCUAAACCUCUCCUGGUCAAACCCAACUUCAUGGUUAACUCUAUGGAGACUAGAUUCAAUCUUUCAGUUUCUAACGACAAGGCCAAUAGUGACUCGAGAAGUGAUGCUGUUGGAGUGAAGCUGCCCAAUAGAGGGAAACAGGAGAACGCUUAUACACAAGCCCCCACUGGAGCUGGAUCCCAGAGUCCUGCAAAACCGCCUUUUAUGCAGAAACCCCUUCAUCAUGAAAACAUCUCUACAGCACCAGAAACCACUGCCAGUGAUUUGUCAGUGCCGAAAAAGAAGCCUCUUCCUGGUUUGUUUGUUUUAGGAAAGUGUCCCACCAAACCACAGAGACCUCCGCUGGUUAACCUCAACAAGUUCAGAGAGAACGUAUCCAACACCGGCGACCCUGAGAAAAAUUUCUCCUUCCCACCCCCACCGCCUCCUGAUCGGCUGUCAAUCACAUCUGUGACUCCACCCCCACCACCACCAUCAGACUUCACAUUUCCACCUGCUCCCCCUCCGAUGGAUGAGGAGGGUUAUUAUGAUGAUACGGAUGUCAUGAGCCGGACGGAGACUUCACUAGGUAAAAGCAGCAAUGACCCUGAGGAGUCAGACGAAGAAAUGUACGAGGAUCUUGAUCACAACUGGCCAGAAGACAACAAAGAACUGAAAGAAGAAAAGACGACAAAAGAAUCAAAAGAACUAAAGAAAAAGCUGGAAAAAGAAGAAAAGAAACGCUCUGAGCAGGAGAAGAAAGAGAAGAAAGAGAGAGAGAAAAAGGAGCAGGAGGCCAGGAAAAAGUUUAAAAUCAAGGGUCCCAUAUUGGUGCUUGAAACGGUGAAGGCCAUUGUGGAUCACAAGGGAGGAAAGAACAAACUUCCACUGAAGCAGGGAGAGAGCAUUGAAAUAGUGCGCAAAACAGAAAAUCCAAAGGACUAUUGGCUCGCCAGAAACACUGAAGGCCACUAUGGUUUUGUGAAGCCUGACACUCUAGAUAUUGUGAGAAGCACACCGGAUGGACAGGAGGUGUAUGAUGAUGUGGGCGCCGAUGAUGACGUCAAUUUUCUACCAGAUGCAGCUGAAUGUGAUGCUGAUAUUUAUGAUUGUCCAGAUGAUCCGCAAGCUGAUUUCAGCUUUCCACCUCCACCUCCUCCAGACCCCACUGCAUUUAAUGACAUGUGUUCCACUGAUGAGACAUAUGAUGACAUUAUUCCAGCAGACUUCCCUCCUCCUCCUUCAUCUCCUAAAAGCUUACGAAAGUUCAGCUCAACAAGUAAGACAGACGAGAUGGACCCGAAGAAAAAGAAAAAGUUUGAGAAGGAGGAGAAAGAGUUUAGGAAGAAGUUUAAAUAUAAUGCAGAAAUCAAAGUGCUGUAUCAAGCUACUGUUCUCCAGUCCCUGUCUAUAAAGAAGUUUGGUAAUAAAGACUUGCCAGUCAAACCUGGAGAAAUCAUUGAUGUGAUAGUUCAUCCAGUAGAUGAGAAAAUCAUCGCCCGGAACAGCGAAGGAAAAUUUGGCUAUGUGUCGACUGCUAAUUUGGAGCAGGACGGCUGUAUUUAUGACGAUGUUGGUGAAGAGUGUGUCUACGACAAUGACUAAGCUUGGAUAAACUCAUCUCGUGUGUUUUCAUCAUCUUUUAACAUCCUUAAUUGUCAUUAAUUCUUUUGCCAAAAAAUCCCUAUGUAUUUUCAUUGUUUGAGAAUGAUCUACAGUAAAUAUUAUACAUUGUAUAUACAGUGA